AUGAAAAACAAAUUCAAUCAAAGUCAACAAAAUCGUACAGGUCAACAUAAGAAAAAGAAAAAUCGUCAAUUACGUAUGAAAAAGAAAAAAGUCUCGAACAAAAAUGAAUUUCAAUUAGCAACAAUGGUUACAAGUACAUGCUUCCAAAAUUUAUUGACAUCACCAGAGUUACCAAAGAAAACAAUAUCCAAUCCUUUGGACGUAGCAACAAGUUCUGAUCCAACAUUAUUAUUACCAGAUUAUUCAAAAUUAUCCGAUAGCAAAUUUAUACAGAUGUUAUUAGCAUCAACAUCAAAUAUGAUUAAUCAAGAUGCACUUAUGGAAUUAUUAAAUCAGAAAGAAAUAUUAUUAUUUAUUCGUGAACUUACACAGUUAGUCAAUAAAUUUAAUUAUUCUCAAUUACAAUUUGAACAAUGGUCUUAUUACAAUAAUCUUGGCAUAACCGAAAAUAUUUGGAAUGGUCGAGUAUCAAAAAAAAUGGCCGAAACUAAUUCAAUGUGUUACACAUAUGGUCGAUCGAAAAAUUUAAUCAAACAACGUCUUACAAAAUAUAAGCAACAAUGUGAUAAGAAUCAAGAGGCUAUUAAUGAACAUCUAAAGCAAGCAUCAUUCAGUAUUGAUAUACAAACUAUGACAACUAUGAUAAAUAAUUUAAUCAAUAAAGAUCAAUAUGAAUUACGACUGGAACUUGAGAGAAGAAAAACAAUGCUUCGACUAGAUGCUGAAGAACAUCAACUUGUUGAAAAAUUUUAUCAACUAAAGCCAAGACAAACAGAGAUAACUUCAGCAAAAAUUAUAUGGAAAGCUAAUAAUGAACAACAAAACAUCAAACAUGAAAUUGAUAUAUUUAAAAAAUGCCUUGAAGUUCAUGCACAAGAAUCAUCAUAUACUCUUCAGGGCAUAGAAUUACCAACUAUCUAUCAUAUAUUCAUAUCACUUAGUUUUCAAGAACAAAUAUCAACAGUCAAAGAUAUUGCUGAAAAAACAAUUGUUAAAGCUGAAGAAAUCGUACAACAUUACAACAAAAUAGUAAUCUUAGAAAAACAAAAAUUACAAUCAACUAAAUCUCAUCAUAAAAAUCCUGAUUUACUUGAACAAAUCAUCCAUUCUAUCGUUCAACGUGAAAAUAAUUUGCAACAACGUCGUGAAUAUGAACUUCAAGGAAAAAUUACCAAUAUAUUCAAUUAUACACGAAAUACACAAAUGGACAUCCAACCCAAUAUACCACCUGACUUAACUGUAUAA
Messenger RNA from Rotaria sp. Silwood1, 1245 nucleotides. The record is from the annotation of a GenBank genome assembly. Lineage: Eukaryota; Metazoa; Rotifera; Eurotatoria; Philodinida; Philodinidae.